AUGGAAGAAAGACCUCAAAGCUACAUAUCACCGAAUAGAAUCAAGUCCAACACCAACGUCCCCUACAUGCAAAGUGUAACCCCAAUAUCUCCUCAACGACCGCCGGUAAAACUGCCAUAUGAAAGGAGCCGACCUCAACUCCAAACAAGAGAUGAUGGCAUUAGUGCAGUAUCUCUACUUGGAAGCGCUCCUGCAGUGGCUCGUCCCUUACAAUCAAGGCCAUCAAGGAGUCAAAAUCAAUCUCCCUCUCCUCGCAAUGUGGUAGGUUUAACUUACUUCAUAUGA
This is a messenger RNA of Cooperia oncophora, 285 nucleotides long. The record is from the annotation of a GenBank genome assembly. Lineage: Eukaryota; Metazoa; Nematoda; Chromadorea; Rhabditida; Trichostrongylidae.